Messenger RNA from Wyeomyia smithii (pitcher-plant mosquito), 5626 nucleotides. Its product is annotated as nyctalopin-like. Gene Ontology annotation, molecular function: protein binding. NCBI's taxonomy places the organism in Eukaryota, Metazoa, Arthropoda, Insecta, Diptera, Culicidae. The record is from RefSeq and is a predicted model, not a curated record. Gene Ontology annotation, cellular component: extracellular matrix. Bases 2452 to 4479 code for a protein of 675 amino acids. The transcript is spliced from 8 exons.
GCCAUCAGGCAAAACGCGCGUAUGCUUCUUGGGAGGAUUCUUUCGAUUGACCGUUCGUCGCCGCAAGCCGUAGCAGCUCCGACGUCGUGUUGAUGACGGAGACGUAAAUUUUGACGAAAGAAGAAAAUCGAUUGACUGGUUGGAGUAGUGACGACCGGAUAGAUUUUCCCUGUCGAAGCAUUCUGCUACCGCUGGUGCUAUUCGCUGAAGUGUAGACGGAAAACAUUUGUCGGUGAGUUUGAAGACACGUGAAACAGGGAAACUUGAAGCCGACGAUCAAGACAUCUAUUUUGAAGAGGUGUUCACUUUUCAGCUAAUAACAGUGAUAAGCGUAGGAUGAACGGUGAAAUGUGAUAGUGACCCAGUAGCCAAAGUGAUGAAGCAAUUUGAAGUUGAUUCUGAUUCUUUGGUAAACAAGAUCACAGAAUGUGAAAUACGAGCUGAUACUAGAAAGUGAUCCGCGUUAAUUCUCUGGUUUGGGCUGAAUCAGAAAAGAUCAUUAGAGAAGUUGAACAAAACAAAAUCUACAAAAGGGGGGAAAUUAAGCAAGUGGAAAAGUCGUCAACGAAUAACACUAUUUGUCUAUUUCUGUCACGAUAGAGUUUGUUGUGUUCAGAAGAAAAAAAAAUUGAAAUUAACUGCUGCCACUUUCAACUGGGAACUGCCUGCAAAUGUGUGUCAAACCGAAUAUGUGUUAUAUGCGGGCCCGGAAAGAAUGACGAUCGUGGGUGGAAGUGCAUAGAAGAAUGAAACCUAUUCUGAGUGACCGAGCGGCACAGGAAGAUGUAACCAGUGGACCGAGUUCGGGCGCGUAAUGGGAUUUUUUCGGGUAUUGUUAUGCUAAUACGAUGUUUAACGAAUUUCACGAUGCAAUAAAAGUUAAGUUUAGUGGUUGGCCUACGCUGCGUGCUGCAUAAUGAAUUAUUGUAACCGUAGAGCGAAAAUCGAAUAGCCUAAUCGACAGUAGAUUCGAAACGCCGGUAGUGUGAUGUGAGGAUUUAAAUCAAUUCGAUUGUUUAAAGUGGGUGCAUGCGAGUGGAAUAUAAAAGAAGAUUGAUGGUGCACAAACAGACCUUGUGAGCGGAAAUUAAAGAUACACUUCAAGUGAGCAAAGAAGACCAACUGCAUCCAAGUGACAACGACGAGCAGGACGACUACGCCGUCGUUGGCAACAUCAGGACCACCAACCAAGACAGCAACCGUCGUCGUGGUGUUCCGCUGCCUGUUGGAAGUGAAUGAUUGGAUAAUUGGCGUCAGCAAAAUUAAUUGUGGUGUAUUUUCGGUCGGUCACUCUUCCGUGGAGGCGGCCCCGAAACGGACGUCAACAACAGUGGCAAAGUGUUUUAAAUGUGAUUUUCUAUCCGAGACGGCGAAAACUUUGCGUGUGUUCAAAGCACGGUUGAAAGUAUCUAAUUGAAAUUAAUGCAAAACGGACAGUAUGACAACUGGAGGUUACUGUUGAACGAGAAGACGAGAAAGUGCAGAGUGGCAGUGAACCCCGGACCGCCGGCGCAGUCAAAUUGAAACACUCGAAUCUUUAAAUAAGAAAAAACGGCGAACGAAACGAAUUCCGUCGGUGAAUAAUGAGUACGCAGUACGGGACUCAAAUGGGUUUCUAGAGAAACGUUCCCGGUUGGCCGUCGUGGCAAUAAAUAAAUUACUCUCGGGAGCAGCGGAGAAGGCAUUCUGCGACCCCUUUUAAACGAACCUACCACCAGUGGCUACCACCCAUCGUCGCCACUUUGUAUUUUCCGAAGAAAAAAACCGCCCACUUCAAGAUCUGCGUGAGAAAGAUAAAAAGGUGCACCCAACCGCAGGGCUCCCCAUAACUUCUGGUAUCCGAACUGGGGCGGACAGGGGACGGCAAUUGGAAUCGUUAUGAAAAACGGACCUGUCGCAACGAGGUACGACCAGUGAGGACAACGUCAGACACGGGAGAAGACGAUAUUGAAUAUUUAAAUUCAGCACCGUGAAAUUGAAAGUGAAACUCCAGGAUGGGAGUUUCCGUUUAGGAUAGAGUACGGUAGAAAAGGCGCAAACCUGGACGGAAGAAAUUUAAUAAGUAAGCGCUCGUGAUUUCUGCUGUUUUUGCUGUCUGAUUACUGAUAUAUUUACUGCCGGAAUUUUCCGCGUACAAAAAAAAGUUAGAGGAGGACGGUAGAAUGAUAAUAGGUUUGAAAUUUAUGGAAAUUUGGUAACGGUACAAAGGAAGAGACCCUGGCAGUUAGUGUUUCUCAUGAAUGGAUUGGAUACGGUAUUUUUCUGAAGGUUGGUUACAAGUUCCUCAUUGUUUGCAUGAUUUGCACUUGGCUCUAUGUUCACCAGUCUAGUCAACGCUAAUUGAAAUCCCACCAGACGACACAACACCGAUCAUCAGCGCCCCCGCGUGAAGCAAUCUGACGGAAAUAAUAAACGCAAAAAAGCAAAAGCAGCUAAAUAGCGGGAGGAAUCAUGACACGAACCAUGACAGCGUCAACACCGCCGCCGUCACGGUCGCUGACAGCCGCUUGCGGUCCAUCAAGGCGGACCCUGCUCGGCGGUCUCCUGCUGCUGGUGAUCUGCAUACCGGAGGGCAUAAUUGGAUUCUGUCCGUCACUGUGUACCUGUGAGGCCGAUCGUAACCUGCGGACGGCUUGCAUCAACGCGUCUCUUGAGGUCGUCCCGAUACAGCUGAACCCGGAAGUGCGCUACAUCAACCUUAGCUCCAACGUAAUAACCAAUGUGCACUUCACACUAGGCUUCUACUAUCAGCUGGAGGUGCUGGACAUCUCCCACAACCGACUGGACACGCUCGGGUCGAAGAACUUUGAAGCGCAAGAGAAACUUCGAUCGCUGAAUCUGAGUGACAACUUGUUAGUCAGUUUGUUAAAGGACAGCUUUCGAGGAAUGAAACGACUGGAAAUUCUACUGCUGAACGAUAAUCGGAUAGAGAAAGUUCAUCCCACAGCCUUUCAAGGAUUGAAUAGCCUUAGGAUCUUGGAUUUGAGCAAUAAUCAGUUGGUGAGUUUCGAGGAAGAUGUUCUGAGACCGCUGGGUUCGCUGGAACGAUUGAAUUUAAAGAAUAAUCAACUGCUUGAAGUACCGUAUGACACUAACUUGCAAUAUUUAACGUCGCUGCGUCAUCUCGAUCUGUCGGUGAACCUGAUAGAGGUUAUUGCCAACGAUAGUUUCGAGGGGUUGCGCGAUUUGCGAACACUGCACUUGGAAGGCAAUGUGUUAACCGAGCUGGAUCUCGGUGCUUUCAAUGGGUUAAAUGCAUUGAAGCACAUUCAACUGGCCGAUAAUAAUUUGACGACCAUCCCAACGAUACAACUCUCCAAGCUAUACAACCUGACGGCGCUGACACUUAGUGGAAAUUCAUUCGUCGAACUUCCAGCGGUAUCGUUUCUUAAUCUGUUUCAUUUGCGGGAACUACACCUCACCCGGUUGGAUCGGCUAAAGCGAAUUGAUGCUCGAGCUUUCGUGGACAACACAUACCUGCAGAUUCUGACACUGGAUGAUAAUCCUUCCUUUAGUGAGCUCCCGUUACGACUGUUCCACGGUAAUCCGAACCUGAUCGAUAUUUCAAUGCGCCGCAAUGCUCUCGUAGCGCUGGAUGCGGUUCAUUUUCCGCUGGACAGACUACAGCGUUUGAAACUAGCGGGCAAUCCUCUGGCUUGCAACUGUUCGAUUAGAUGGUUGUGGCGAUUGGUUACUGGCACAGUGGACGAGGAAGACAGCGAUGGAGUAGCGAUGGUUGCACGUGGUGGUGACAGCUUGGCUAACAUUACAACGGUGCUGAUGAUCGAUAAAGAUGAGAUCGGGUGUGAUUUAAAUGAUGACGGUUUGGUCACCAGAAGAACACUGCGGACUAUGUCCGAGGGUGACAUCAACUGUCCCGCGCAUUGGGUGACGGUAGUUGGAGUUGUUGGGAGUAUUGUAGUGGUGUUGUUGGUAAUGUUCGUUGUAGUGUUCUACCGACGGAAGAUUAAACAGCGAAAGAAGAUAUUACAAGAGCGGAAAAAUGUGCACGAGCGGAUCGUACCACAAAAAGUAGAUAAGUUAGAGCUAGAGCGAUAUUUAGCCCAACAAGUGCUGGCUAACGACUACCGAGAGCUUAGACCAUGUGAUGUGUCGAUGCGAUAUGACAGUAAGUGUUCUACCCAACCGUUGCAUUCUCCUGAUCAGGAAGAGUCGGACCAUUACGAAAACAUCGAUUACCUCCAGCAUCAGCGAGCUUUGAACCAUCACAACCACCCAUACCAUCAGAACCAACAUACCCAUCCGUAUCACCAGGCACAACCGCAGGUCCAUAUGACCCUCCAACACACCGAUCAUUACCCCCAAAAAUUUUCUACCCCAUCCGGACAUCCCACUGCCAACAAUACCCUUCCAGUUGCUCCUCAGCAACGAAAUCAUUCGAGUGGUCAAGCCUAUUCUCCAAACUUUUUCAUCUACGUGCUAUAUUCUCACUUCAUCUUCCUGUUACUGAUAUUAUGAUGAACUAAAGCAUCGAAAUACACCGAAAAGCUCAAUGCGCUCUCAAAUACCCCUGUGUGGUACAAGUUCUGUUUGUUCUAGAUCGAAUCGUUUCAGAAUAUAAAGAUAUUGUUCCCCACUCAUGUUCACCUUCAAACAAACACUCUUCGUGACACCAACAACGCUACAUACAAUCACUCAUAGAAGAAUAAAAAAAAGAAUGAAAACAAAAACAUUCACUUCAUAUUCAUUGAUAUAGCAGAGAGUAAUAAAAAAGACACGCAUUAUUAUAGAUAUUUAAGACAGAAAAUACAUAACAAAAAAGGCAACAACGCUAAGGUCUACAUACAAAGUGUAGCGAAUUAGCCAGCGGAUGAUAUAUACUAUUUUGUACAGCUAUUUUCAUAUUUGUAAGUCAACACUUCAAUCAAAUUGUACAUUCUGAUGCAAUAAAACAUAGGUAAUGCAAGCGCCUGCGUUUUCAGUUAAAAGUUCCCAAAUUCACUCUUGUUUGGUAGCUUAAUCCAAUCUGUUUUGCCAUACUAGUGGUUAAGUUUAUAUUUAUUAAUAGCAAUUGGACGAUUAUAUUGUGUUUCGUUUUCUAGUGCACACCGUUAUCCGUACUUACGACCAGCGCCAUUUAAUUGAUUACUCCUAAUUUAGGGCUACCUGCGAUUUUCCCUACGAGAACUGUCUCCUUGUUCAGAAGACAUAAACAACUAACAUCUAAACUGACACAAACAAAACCGUUAACCGUAAUUAUAUGAAAUAUAACAUUUUUAUAAGCAACACUCACCCUACUGCGUAACUUGGAAAGACAUUUGAAGUAAACUAAGCAAAUCAUGAUAAUACAUCCGCAACAAAAGAGCAAAAAGACAUAACACUGUACUCAUAAUCCGCUGCUUCAUUCUCGCUCUUUUCGACAUUUUCUAACAGUUUAUAAAAUUGCGAUGUUAAGUACGUACUCUAGAUAUAUAUUUACGAAGAUUGUAACUUUUUUUUCGAAAAUGUGGCUGAAUCAAACAAAAAAAAAAACACAAUACCGGAUAAAAAAAGCAAAAUUCUUUAAACUAAGUAAUGUCAACACACACUCACUUACUCUGUUCGAGCAUAAGUUGUUAUAAGACUGAAGACAAUUGCGCAAAAUAAAGGUAGAACCAUCUUUAAA